AUGGGUUUAAAGUGUUUCAAAAAUGACACCGAUUUGAUUCAUGGACUGUUCGCCACUUCGUGUGAAGAAUUCAUGUUUAACGUGACCUAUCUGAAUUUACCUUAUAAAAAUUGUACGGAUAUAUUUAAAUUUCACGAACUGGAAAUGGGUUACUGUUUUGUGGCAAAUAACUUAAUUGACGCCUCAUCUUAUGAAGAAUUGCCAUUAAAAUUUGGAGCUCGCGAUACAGAUUAUAGCUUGAAAUUAUAUUUAAAAGUUGGUUUCAUAUGGAAAUACGAGAUGUAUGUCAAUAGCCCGGAAAAUUUGCCACAUUUCGAUUCGGUUACCUACGAUGUUCUUUCGGAUCCGACUGUAUAUCUCUUUAAUGUUGAAGAAUAUCACAAUGAUAUCGCUGUUCGUCAUGAACCAAUAACAUCGAGAUUAUGUAAAUUUCCAGAUGAAAAGGAUGAAGGCUCACCUUGGCAUUAUAGUACUUCUACUUGCAUGUCUUACCUGAGAAUUCAAUACGAAUUGAAAGAAUGUAAUUGCACGCAUUUUACUUCACCAAAAAGAUAUAAGUCAAAAUAUUGCGAUGUUGAAGGCUUAAAAUGUAUUUCAGACGCACAAACAUCCGUGAAAACCAAAAAUUACGCAAUCCAAAAUAGAGCCUGUUAUCCAUCAUGUGUCGAGCAGCUUAUCACAACUGUUGGAUCCAUUCAUUUAAAUAAACUUGAAACCGAUGGCAUGGCUUUCGUGAACAUCAAAAUAGCCAAUUUACCUACAGUACGUUAUAGUCGCGUCGUAACAGCAACUUAUUUGGACUUAGUUGUAUCUGUAGGUGGAAUUAUCGGACUUUUUGUUGGCAUUUCAGCCAUAAACAUUCUGGAGUUAUUUUAUUGGUGUUUGUGCAGAAGAAAUUAA
Glossina fuscipes is the source of this 900-nucleotide messenger RNA. RefSeq lists its product as uncharacterized. The transcript is spliced from 9 exons. Gene Ontology annotation, molecular function: ligand-gated sodium channel activity. The record is from RefSeq and is a predicted model, not a curated record. Gene Ontology annotation, cellular component: membrane. The coding region runs from base 1 to 900 and encodes 299 amino acids. NCBI's taxonomy places the organism in Eukaryota, Metazoa, Arthropoda, Insecta, Diptera, Glossinidae. Gene Ontology annotation, biological process: sodium ion transmembrane transport.